CGUGAACUUUCCUCCACUACGUUCAUGUUCCUCGGAACGCGACUCACCAGUAGCGUCCUCCGACGGGCAUCAGCCUCUUCUUCGUUCAGCUCAUCGUCAAAAUGCGCGUCCCAGCUCAAGAACCGCGUCGACCUUGACCCAUCGCUCGCUCAACUCAUGCGCGAUGUGGACAUGUCACUUGGACAAAAAAAGCGUGCGCGCACAGCGGCGGCACCCACGACCCGAGAGCUGGAAGAAGUUGAAAACAUAGAAUUACUGGAUGCUGUGACUGGUCCGCCUGCGGACCUCUUAGACUUCGAACCCUUCGAGGAUGACGCUAAACUGGCUCGCAAAUCUCCUGCGGCGGCCUUUGGGAGCGAGAAUAUUGGGAUGGUCGUCCUACCUCUUGAACUGACCAACACAAUCAAUGCACUUAUUGCGGAAACGGACAAACGCCAAUUACACAAUGACGCGCAGAGGCUGUUCAACCAAGGAGACAACUCCGACGGAGAUGAUCACUGGAACGCUGAGCACGACACCCGGUAUCGUACGAAAGCUCAAGCGCGUGAGCACUCUGAGCGCGACGGAUCUGCUUUCGCUUCGGUUGCACUGCCUGCUCAUUUUUCUGCCAUCACGGCUGUUCUGGAUCAUGUCAAAAAGAGACUCGAACCUGAAUGGAGGGUGGAGCGCAUCUUGGAUUGGGGGUCCGGGGCUGGCAGUGCGCUCUGGGGCAGUGCCUACUCAUUUCAAGAACCCAACGCUGGCGGAAUCACAGAAGUCACGGAUCGUACCCUUUCAAAUACGUCCCUUCGACAAUACAUCGGCAUUGACAAGCGCGAGGGUCUAGUGACUGUGAGCAGGCGAUUACUGAAGAAUGUAGACACUGGGGCGAUGCGUGUCUCCUGGCGCAAAUCACUCGCUGACCAUGAUACUGUACCACGUUCUGAAGGGCAUUAUACAGUUGCCAUCUCCGCAUUCAUGCUCACAUCGCUUACAACCCAUGUCGCUCGCAAGCAAAUGAUCAAGGAAAUGUGGGCGAGCGGUGCGCACGUCAUGAUUGUGAUCGAUCAUAGCACCAAGGGAGGAUUUGAGAGUGUCGCAGCUGCGAGAGAAUUCUUCCUGAGUGCGGGUCGGAAAGAAAUGAAAGACCCAGAAGCCAGCGAAUGGGAGGAAGAUGUUCGCGGCUCUCACGUUGUGGCCCCAUGCCCUCAUGAUGGAGCUUGUCCAUUAUACUACCCUGGCGACAUCAAACUCGUUUGCGGAUUCUCGCAGCGGCUCCAGCGUCCGGAAUUUGUGCGCAAAACAAAGCACUCCGGUCAAGGACACGAAGAUAUGCCUUAUUCAUACGUCGUUAUCCGACGCGGUACACGGCCCCCGAAACCGGAGACCUCUGUUGGAAGAAUUGGCACUGUUGGGAAAGCCUCGAUCGAGAGGGAGCUUGCUCGCGAGCCUGUCAAAGAGAUCUUCCUGGACAGCGAGCACGACACAAUGCAGCCUCUAUUUGAGGCAGCGGAAGAGAACGAGACUGAAAUUGAGCAGCCUAUCAACAGGCAGGCCAUGAAUGCAGCAUUGAGAGCUGAGGCGUUCCACUGGCCCAGACUUGUGUUUCCUCCGCUCAAAAAGAGUGGCCACAUCAUCUUGGAUGGGUGCACACCAGAAGGCAAAAUCAUGCGGAUGACCAUUCCCAAGUCACAAGGCAAACAGCCUUUCUAUGACGCCCGUAAAUCUGGCUGGGGAGACAUCUUCCCCCACCCUCCGAAGAACCCACCACAAAUUCGGGUGCAGUUUGAACGCGUGAAAGGCAAAGAAGUGCCCGUGAAGCACUCGGACAUCGGGAAACGGGGCAACAAAAACCAAGCGACGGACGCAGACUACGGCAAAAUUGCCAUCGACCUCAAAGCAGAGAGAAAGGCUGAGAAGCGUCGAAGGAUGGAUCUUAAACGCCAGUAUCAGAGUCCGGGUAUCUCUGAUGACAACGGCAGCGCAUAGUUAUGUUUAAUUCAUGUAUUAUAGGUUCACACACCCCCACCAGCACUUGUAGCAAUAGAUGACCCCCUCUAUCUCUGAUCGUGGGAAACUCAUUCCUAAUUAGGCCGUACCGUCACUUCUUCACUCCGAUGUCCUUGUUCGCGCUGUCCGCGUUGCGCGCCGCUCCGUGUCGGCGCACUCUUCUCGCCUCCGCCACUCUCCUUAACCGCCAAUUCACCACCACGCAAGUCCUCAAUAAUGUCAAGCACAAGGACAAGAAGAAGGGCCAAGGCACGACCAUCCGUGUCCCCUCGAAAAAAGCCGCCGCCGCCAAAGCGCGACGACGGCUAGCCAAGGAGGCUAGAUUGGUGGACCACUCGGAUGACAUGAACCUCGAACCCGCGAUUGCUGUCCUCCGGGCCAUGGAGGUCGCGCGUCCCACAGGCUGCUAUGAACUCUACGUGAAGAUGGAUCUGCGAGACAAGGGUACCGCGGUGCCCAAGGGGCGUAUCAAUAUCCCCAGGGAACCCAAGCCACGCACAGAGGACACUAUCCUUGUUUUCGCGGAAGGCAAGCAGGCGGAGGAAGCGAAGCGCGCGGGUGCGCACAUUGUCGGAGGGACAGAGCUCAUUGAGGGUAUUCUUGAGGGACGUACCAGGGCGAACACCAUUCUGUCCACGCCUGGGCUCAUUCGCGCUAUCACACCGCGUCUAGGUCGAUUUCUCGGCCCCCUUGGUCUGAUGCCGGCGGAGCGUAGGGGUACGGUCACGGACGAUGUCGCUGGCUACAUCAAGCGCGUGAAGAGCAGUUCGGAAUGGAAGUCAGAUCGUACUGGUAACAUCCGGAUGCCCAUUGCCAAGAUCGAUUUUCCGGUCGAGGAUGUCGUAAAGAACUUCCGCUAUGUGAUGGACUCUAUCAAGCGAACUACUGGCAAUGUCAAGACCAGCAGUCAAAACCAGGCCAACAAAAAGGUGACUCGCAUAAUGAAAGUCACUCUGAGCUCGCGGUCUGCUCCUGGGAUUCC
Messenger RNA from Mycena citricolor, 2971 nucleotides. The record is from the annotation of a GenBank genome assembly. Lineage: Eukaryota; Fungi; Basidiomycota; Agaricomycetes; Agaricales; Mycenaceae.